This is a messenger RNA of Dermacentor andersoni, 4904 nucleotides long. Its product is annotated as diuretic hormone receptor-like. NCBI's taxonomy places the organism in Eukaryota, Metazoa, Arthropoda, Arachnida, Ixodida, Ixodidae. The record is from RefSeq and is a predicted model, not a curated record. Gene Ontology annotation, molecular function: peptide hormone binding; G protein-coupled peptide receptor activity; diuretic hormone receptor activity. Gene Ontology annotation, biological process: adenylate cyclase-modulating G protein-coupled receptor signaling pathway; cell surface receptor signaling pathway. Gene Ontology annotation, cellular component: plasma membrane.
CACGGAGCGACCUCAGAAGACGCACACGAGGCACCUUGUAUGGCCAAUGGAGGCUCGCAGUGCUCGAACAGUGCUCAGUUGCAGUGGUCGCUCGACGUGCAAUCGUCCGCACCGGGAGCCGAGUCGGCGAACACAAUACUAACGUAUAAAUAAUUACAAGUGCGAGAAAGCAAGGAUAUUUCUUUCAUUGCUCAUUGAUAACUUGUCUUUAUCUGUGCAGCCUUAUCUACAUUACAGCGAUGCCACUCGCGUAAAUUUAUGUACUUUAAUGCUGCUUGGGCUGGCUCGAAUGUUAUACUGUUUAUAUUUAGCCGGCGUGGGGGCAAACAAUAAAUUGAUGGGCGGCGCAUCUCACUUCCCUGUUGCGUGUGAACCGUCUCCGCGUCGUAAUCGAUGCGGUCUGGCGCAAUGCAUAUUCUGACCGAAGUAGUGUAUGCGCUUUCAAUGGGUAAUAUAGACCACCAUUUAAGCGUUGAGGUCAAGACAAAUUGGCGUCUGUGUUAUAGCUACGUGAAAGGAUUAGCUUUAAUCGUGUAAUAUGCAGCGCAACGUUAGUGGUAAUUAAAUAUCAAUUGUAUUCGCCGUGUGCAUGCAACUCUUGCCGAAUUGUUAUGCAGAUUGCUCCUCUGAAUCGACGCUGGGGAACCGAACUCUCUGAAGCUCAGCGCUUAAAAAAAAAAAAAAAAAAAGAGAACGACGCUAGGCGGAAAAUUUAAGGGAGGCAUAACGCCAGCUGACGUGCUCUUCUAUAAAAAAAAAAAAAAAAAUAAGCGGGCUAAUUUGAGCAUUAUACGCGCGUACCAUCCGCUAUGCGGGAGCCUCGCACUCGCGUUACCUGAAGUGCAGUCACGCACCACUUCCACCACUGCCGCGAGCGCAGCGCACCUAGGGCCACGCGCACCUCCGGCAUGCAUGCGAUCUGCGCCUGUUUCCUCCUCCGGCGGCCAGGUGGCGUCAGCCGUUCCGGCGCUACGCACGGCCGCGCACGUGUGGCACGUAGAGAGUGCGGAGCGCGCGGCUUCGGGAUCAAUCGGCGAAAAGCCGCGUGCCGAAACGCGUGUGCAUUUGUGCGCUUCAAGUUCUGUGUUCCCAGCGCGGUUGGUGGGCCGCCGCUCAUCCGCGACAACUUCCGCGCGUUUGCGGUCCUCUGUCGCCACCAAGUGGGCAUUGGGUGCUCGUCGAGGACGGCUGGUCCUUCGCGACGCUAAAAGCCAAGGAACUCUACCGACUUUUUGAGUGCCAGCGGGAGUCUGCUGACUUUGAGUUUCGUUUUCGCCUCGACUCGCAGCGAUUGGUCCCGGCCGACAACGAGGUACUGGUAUGAUGUGGCCGACAAACUCUUGGUUUUGAGUGAACUAAAGAGUUCCAUCGUCUGCACAGAAACUAGACAUCGGAACAUUUCCGCUGUGAGCUUCAACGAAAAAUAAGUUGAUGGCGUUCCAGGAAUACCGCGACUUGAAACUUCGCGAAGAUGACGUCACGACUGCUAACAGUGUCGAUGGAGGCGGAGACCUGGCAGAGGCCUAUCCCAGCACCGAGUCGAGCCUCGCCAUGGAUCCGACAGCUACGCUAAGCAGUCACAAUGUUUCAAUGUCUCCGGAGCUCCUGUGCUACAUGACAGCACUCACGGACGGUACACAAGAUGACUCUCGAUAUGCUGCUAUUUCUUGCCCCGUCGUUUGGGAUGGUCUGACGUGUUGGCCUCGGACGUCCAGUUCCUCUUUGGCGGUUGUGCCAUGCUUCGCGUCGCUCAACGGACUCGACUACGACACGACACAAAACGUCACGCGGCAGUGCUGGCAAAAUGGAUCCUGGGCCCUACGUUCCGACUAUUCCAACUGUCGGCCCGUGUUGGAAGGCGCGACGGCUGAUACGCAGGUUGAUGAGACGUUGUUAUACUAUAUCGGCUACGGGCUGUCACUUUGUGCACUUACCCUCGCCCUGUGGAUAUUCUUCUACUUCAAGGACCUCAGCUGCCUCAGAAACACGAUACACGUGAAUCUUAUGGUUACGUAUUUUCUCAUUUCUAUAAUUUGGAUCAUCACCGCUACGCUUCAGUCGGUGCCUUUGCCAAAUUUCCAAAGCGCAGCUUGUGGUCUCUACAUUGUGCUCACGUAUUUGAUGGGGACCAACUUCUUUUGGAUGUUCGUUGAGGGGCUCUACCUCUACAUCCUAGUCGUGAAGACGUUCUCCGUAGAAGUUGUGCGGAUACACGUCUACGCGUUCAUCGGCUGGGGUUUGCCUGCCAUCAUUACUACUAUCUGGGCGACGACAAAAUCCUACCUCAGUUCAAGGCAGCACAGCGACCUCAGCAUCUCCGAUAGCGUGUGCGUGUGGCAGAUGAAGGACCUGUAUGAUUGCAUCUUCAUCGUGCCAGUGAUCGGCGUCCUCUUGACAAACAUGUUUUUCCUGGCCGAGAUAAUGUGGGUGCUCAUCACGAAGCUCAGAGCUGCGAACACCAUCGAGUCUCGCCAGUACAGGAAAGCUGCCAAAGCUCUGCUAGUCCUCUUACCACUUCUUGGUGUCACCUACAUUCUUGUUAUCUGGACACCUACGCACAAGACAGCCAGAGUAAUAUUCACCUAUCUACAGAUAACCCUGCUAUCCACACAGGGUUUCAACGUCGCUGUACUCUACUGCUUCCUGAAUGGGGAGGUGCGAAAAUCUGUGCGACACCACCUGGAGCGUUGGAAGACUGCUCGCGCCUUGAAACGCGGCGGCCGACGUCGCUCGAGCACGUCGCGCUUUGGCGACGUCCGCGUUGCCAACUCCAAGCGAGGAAGCUGCGGAAGCUUCGCUACGACCACGACGUCGCUGGGAAACACGCGUCUCUACUCGGCUACUGGAAAGCGCUUCAGCAACACGUCCUACGGGCCGGUGGCGCUCAAGGACGAACUGGUGUGAACGCGAUCAACCUCCCUUCACCACACGACUCAUGUUCGCAGCGAACUCUCCGACGUUCCUCGCGGAAAGCAGCACCCGUCGCCAACACGCAAGGCUCCCUUAAGUAGGCGUCGCUCUUUAGGACUUUUGCUGGAUGCGGCGGCCUCUGCGUCAACGUUCCUCCGUCAACAUUACACCUCUACCGACAAGGAAGCAUGUCGGAACCCCCGUUUGCUUUGUACAUGUGGACUACGUUUAAGCGAAUAGCCGCGAGCUAGGAGCCAGUGUUGUUAGCCGAAGCUGCGCAUUUAUUCAUUGUAUUUCUCAGUCGAAGAUUUCCUGAGGCGAGAAUCAGCGGUUCCGUCUCAGUUAUUCUGCAGAAAAAAAUUGUACCUUCAUCAACAGUGUUGUGUGACAGAACCUUUGAAGAAUUUUUGACCUGUGAUGAUCUGCCAAAGAAUAAUGUCAAGAAGAUGGACUGUUAACUUGGGUCAUUUCGCUUUCAAACCAUCCACUACGAGCACAUCACCUUCAGAACGGAAAAAACUGAAGUUCUUCCGUGAAGGAUGUGGGACUCGGGAAAAUGUGAGCCCUACCGUUGGCAUCGCUUCGUUCUCCGUGCUGAGAGUGUUUGCAGGGAAUAUUAGUGCUUACUUUCGCCAAUUCAGAUCUGCGCAGCUAUGGUGCUGAGUGUUGACUGCAAAUGGUGCGUGGAGGCCGUUACUUUAACAGAGCUUCUUCAUUACGGCAACGACAUGAACUGUAUAUUUUGCAUGGAGCGACAGUGUAUGGUUGUUUGUUUCGUUUGUAGACUUCAGUGUAUGUGUCAUUUAACGUGUGCACGUGUUAUGUUAUGGUAUUAACGAACACGGCGUGCAUAAUGUAGCGAUCUUACUGUAACAAUAUUGCUUAUCGCACUUCGUCAGUGGAAAGAGCCACACUUCACCCACGUGCAGGUGGACCGUUUAUUUAAUGCCCAUUGUACCUAAUACAAUAACUCAGGCUUCCUGGUGCCUCAUAGGACUCACAGAGAUCAUAAUAGAGAAAUAGCGUUGAAGGAAAGGAAUCGUUACAUUAUGGUAACCCUGUUUAACGUGCACCGACGGUGUAAAUUCCUACGGUGCGCGACGGCAUAAACUAUUACCGGCUGUUUGCGAAGGUGACACACUUGCGAAUCACUUACUCUCGUUAACGCUUAAAUAGGCAAAACAAAAAGACGUACAGAAAAUUUGGAGGACGCUUAAGCUUCGCCUUUAGAAGUGGAAUGCCAUAUCGACGGUGUUGUUGCAAGGAACGGAGCGGGCCGCGCCGCUCUGUCAAUGGUAGAAAUGCUGCAAAAGUGAUUUGCGUUUCGGUUUCUGCGUAACCGAACUACGUUUUCUGGUAUAUUCAAAUUACAAUCCGACGCUAUCCUGUCUGUAGCUCGUGUUUAGGACGUGCUUUAAGAUUUUCCUUACGCAUUUUACUUUGAGGAAUUCAAUUAGUUCAGUAAAGCCCCUGCGCCACGCGGAGGGCCGGCGCGGUUGUGGUUUGGAAUGAUUUUUCGAGAAACGACUUCCAAUGCGUGUGCCGGUUGUUUGACGUUUGAGGGGACAUCGGAGCUGCGCGCCUGCGCAGAGACUGCAAACACAUAAACGAUGCUUUCCUUCCUUGGUACAAACCAUCAUUCUCUCGGGGCUCUAUCAGAAAGGGCCUAGUAUAGAUAGAGUCGACGCUUUCAGCUGCAUGAACGAAGGCUUAGAGUACAUAAAAGGCGAUACCGGGCAAUACAAAUUUGGUUGGUUAUUGUCACUAAAGCGCUACCUAAUGAGCAUACGAUGUAAUCCGGUCCCAUGGCGGCAGGGAAAAAAUAUAGGGGCUUACCUGCAACACUGAUUAUCGGACAGCGAUUGCAGCGCUGUUAACAUUCGUUGUCACGAAUGUUGACCACGCUUUACUUAUAUACGUAGGGUGCGCUACGUCAGUGUCACCUAUAUUAAGGAUAUCUGCUUCCUCUGGUCCAAGUUAUAAUAUAUAUAUAU